Messenger RNA from Ornithodoros turicata, 1509 nucleotides. RefSeq names its product mRNA cap guanine-N7 methyltransferase-like (gene Rnmt). Gene Ontology annotation, cellular component: nucleus. Bases 133 to 1221 code for a protein of 362 amino acids. The record is from RefSeq and is a predicted model, not a curated record. The transcript is spliced from 10 exons. NCBI's taxonomy places the organism in Eukaryota, Metazoa, Arthropoda, Arachnida, Ixodida, Argasidae. Gene Ontology annotation, biological process: 7-methylguanosine mRNA capping. Gene Ontology annotation, molecular function: mRNA 5'-cap (guanine-N7-)-methyltransferase activity.
UCGGCAUUAGCAUUUGUUGUGCGCGAAAGGUGUUUUGUGCGUUUGCAUAUUUCGGGAUGUAAAGGGUGGUCCUUGAAACAAGUUUGCCACAUUUAUGUCGUCUUGUUGGAGCUCCAUACGUAAUUAACGACCAUGGCGUCUGCAAUGCCCGAACCGAGUAAAGACGGAGCAGAUGAGCCUGGAAUCGCACCGAUUGUUCAAAAUCACUACAACAGCCUGGAAAAUGGAGGCCUGGAACAAAGACAACAAAGUCGUAUUUUUCACAUGCGAAACUUCAAUAAUUGGGUGAAGAGCAUGUUGAUACGCGAUUUUAUUAACAAGAGAAAGGAAGACAAGCCCGACGGAGACACGUUUACAGUGCUUGACCUGGGUGCUGGAAAAGGCGGAGAUCUUCUCAAGUGGAAAAAGGGCGAUAUUUCCUACCUCGUCUGCGCUGACAUUGCGGGAACAUCGCUGCAGCAUGCAGAAGAGAGGUAUCGUGACAUGGAAGGACGACAUCGCAGACAGCGGGAAAGGGGAAGGAUGUUCAAGGCAGAAUUUAUCGAAGCCGAUUGUACAAAAGUACUACUGGCAGAGCGCUAUAAACGUGGAGAAGCAAUGCAGUUUGACCUGGUUAGCUGCCAAUUCACCCUGCAUUACAGCUUCGAGUCACUGCCCCAGGCUCAGUGCAUGUUGCGCAACGCAGCCGAUUGUCUUCUGCCUGGCGGCUUCUUCAUUGGAACUACACCCGAUGCCUAUGACCUUGUGCGCCGUGUGCAAGAGUCAGAUGGGCUAAGCUUUGGCAAUGACGUGUUCUCGGUGACCUUCCAGAACAAGGAAGAGUUUCCGCUCUUUGGUGCCCGGUAUGACUUCCACCUGGAGGGUGUGGUGGACUGCCCAGAGUUUCUGGUUCAUAUUGACUUACUCAAAGAGUUGGCACGUGGCUAUGGCAUGGAACUGGUGUACAAGAAACGUUUUGAAGAUUUUUUUGACCAGUUCAAAGAAGAUUCUGAAGGGAGGAUGCUGCUUCGUAAAAUGCAGGCAUUAGAGACAUACCCCCCUGGGAGGGACUGUGCUUCAGUGGGCAACGUUCCGCAAGAUUAUGAAUAUGCUGCCCAGGAAGUGGAAAGGUUAAAGGGGGAGGCGGAAGGCCACAAUGAUAAAGUCCAAGUGGGAACUCUGUCCAAGGCAGAAUGGGAAGCACUAAGUAUCUACAUAGUGUUCGCAUUUCAAAAGAAAUAAGGACGACAGAAGGCAGUGUGCUCCUCAUACAUCUCUCAUGUACUUCGGAUCAUCAUCUUCUGUGAAGCCAUUGAUAGACAUAAUUUGACAUCAGCGUUUUCUUGUCCACUUUCCUUUUAUACUCAUGGACUGGAUAGUGGCUGUGUAAUGCUUUCAAACAAGACUUGUGGCACGAAAUUUCACGGUGCAAAAAUUCCUCCAUCAAGAUCGUGGUUGCUGUCCUUGCAGAAGCGACAGUCGCAUGUUGUGAUGUGUACCUCUAUGUACUAUAAAGGAUGCUCUCGUAGA